GUAUCCAGGCGUUUCGAAAGUAGAGUUGUAGAAGUACGAAUCCGCGCGAUUAGUUUCCUAGCGCAGGAGCCGUGUGGGUUGUGCGUUUGCCUUUAUAUGCACUUCCAGCUGCAAUGAUGUGAUUCUGAACGUCAAUGAAUUUCUAAAGAAUCUUCCUCGUGCUUCUCUACUUGGUGAUAGUGUCAGUUCAUCUUUCGCCGCUGCUAGUAUGGCCCUCUUUCGAAGCAGCUGCCCUGCUCAACAGUAACUAUGGACUCGUUCCUCGCCGGUGUUUGUGCUGGUUUGUCCACGGAUUUGCUGCUCCACCCCAUCGACCAUCUGAAAUGUCUGUACCAGACCCGCAGCUCCACCGCCGGCCUGCGGUCGUUGGCCGCGGUCUACCGCGGGUUUCCCGCGGUGGCGGCGCUGGGAGCCCCGGGGAAUGGCGUGUUUUAUCUGGUGUAUGAGCACAUGCGGGCAAGGAGCGCGACGGCGACAGUGGCUGCGUCGUCAUCUGCUACACAGGUGAGGAGUGGGACGACGAGCAGCAGGGGCACCAGCAGCUGCAACGAGCAGGAAGAAGUCGUGGAUGAACUACCUGCUCAAAGUCGUGUUGAAACAUCAUCUUCAAUAAAUGACCACCUGCAGCAGAUUCUGCUCGCGAGCACAGCGGCGAGCGUCGCGGCGAACCUGGUGUACUGUCCCAUGGAAGUCGUCAAGGAGACUUCUUUCGUUGAAAAAACCUCCACGCGCAAGACGUUGCAGAACUUGUUUCUGCAGCAGCAGCUCCAGGAGAAGCACUGCGAACCUGCUCAGAGUAGAAGUUCCGCACGGCCCCAAACGCAGAAGUUCUUCAUAUCAAAAGUAAAAAUGUCUGGGUCUGGAAACUUGUGAUGCUGUGUGGUAUAUCAUGAGGAGGCCACAAUUGCUGGCUCAGCAUGACAAGUUUCUGAGCUUCUAGGUGUUGCCUAUUCUGCAUGACAAAGUACGUUUCUGCAUGACAAAAAAGUGGGGCUCUUUGGUAAUGUGCAUGACAGAUUUAAGAGUCAUGCCAGACAAGCAUGACAAACUUGCAUUCUUCCAGACCCAGACACUUUUACAUUUGAUACUUCAUCCCGGUUAUCAAUAUUUUGAAGAAAAUUUACCGUGGGCUUUUCUUCGCGAACCUGACCUGGGUGCCGUACUUCGCGAUCUAUUUCGGAAUCUACGAGCAGCUAAAGUGGCGAGGCGGGGACGAACGAAUUACAAAUACUGCUACUACAACGGAGGAGCGUCCUGUGCCGGAGGUGCAUCUACAACAACCUCAACCUCCCCCGCAUGAUGUUCAUGGUGACGUUGCGCGUAAUAUGACAGGAGACGGGAGACGACCACGACGACCGCCGCAGCCGGUGCGUCCGCAAUCAGCGACGACCGGUGCUAAUGACGGGAUGGUCGAGGACGUCCUCGCCAAUGAAAUACAAGGUGUUGAAAGAAGAACAGCCGCGAACGCCACGACACAGGAAGUUGAAGUAUCGACAGGGGAAACUACAGCGCUUCUUUUCGCCGACGACGUCACUCGAGGGCUCCUCGCUGGCACAAUUGCUGCCGCCUUGACGUACCCGGUGGACGUUUUGAAAACACGAGCACAGGCCGGACUCGGUGGUGGGUUGCUCAUGAUGUUUUCUGACUCUCAUAACACGCAAAGCAGGAGUAGCAUGACAGAAGCAGGAAGCAAAAGUGGUGGCUGCACCGGCAGCACCGGGGAAAGCACGAGACUUGACGUCAGCACACGACGAUAUCUGCGACUUCACAGCAAGGGAAUUCUCACCCGCGUUGUGUGGCUUGCACCGGCUUCGGCAUUGACGAUCUCCUUUUACAACCUGUAUUUUUCCUUGUUUCAACAAGCGAACAGAAGGAGAAACACAGACAGUACCAGUAGGGCAGAACGGUAAAUUGUUUUUGAACUACGACGAACAAGCAGCAAGUGCAUUUCAUUCAAGCGCCGGAGCGACAAGGCCAUGAGGCCAAGCCCGAGCACUGGAGCUUUUUUUCUUGCGUAUUCCGAAAGAUCAAAAAAGCUGUUCAUAUUCGGCGCGGUGUCGUUGAUUAUUUUGCAACAAAGGUAAAGAUAAAGUUGUUUCACGGAAUACGAAUCAAUACCAAAGCCGAAAGGAAAAGAAAUAUAAGUGCAGGAUAAAUGAUGAUGAUGAUAAGCCAUGAAAAAUUAUAUUUUCACAUAUUAAGUAAUCGAGCCAGCAGGAGAGCGAUUGCGAUUAUGGCACCGCGCCAUCAGUAUGACUUCGUG
Molecule: messenger RNA, 2263 nt
Organism: Amoebophrya sp. A120
Lineage: Eukaryota; Dinophyceae; Syndiniales; Amoebophryaceae
Source: the annotation of a GenBank genome assembly